Elgaria multicarinata webbii is the source of this 2263-nucleotide messenger RNA. It is a transcript of the gene NCOA5, whose product is annotated as nuclear receptor coactivator 5. The transcript has 7 exons. The record is from RefSeq and is a predicted model, not a curated record. NCBI's taxonomy places the organism in Eukaryota, Metazoa, Chordata, Lepidosauria, Squamata, Anguidae. The coding region runs from base 518 to 2185 and encodes 555 amino acids. Gene Ontology annotation, cellular component: nucleoplasm. Gene Ontology annotation, biological process: regulation of signal transduction.
UUCCAAUGCAGCUUUGUAAGGCGACUUUUCCGACCUGCGCUCCUUUCUGUCAUGGUAGCUGGAUGCCGUUUUGACUUUGUGGCAUAGCUUCUGCAUCCCAUCCCUUUGGAUUCUCCGAAUGAACAACAGAAAUACGGGCCUGCCUCGUGGCAACCAGGCUAGGGGCUGCCUGGCCACCUGUCCGCCCUUCCUUGCCUAGGCUCUUAGAGUCCUGGAGGAUAGUUUCCAGGAGAAGGCGCGUGCCUCUGGGGCAGUCGGCAAGACAGCUGGCUCCGUCCUGGAGCUUCUUUGGAGGAAUCCUUCGGCAGACAAUUGCGCUCUACUGUAUCUUUGAUGUAAUAAAGGUUGCCUAAGUGACAGCUGCCUUGUUGCGUGGAUUUCCUUGUUCUGUCUGGUGGACUUUGAACUUUGUUACUUUCUUUUCAAUAUGCUGACGAUCUUUUCUUUGUCUCAUAGCAUUGAACAGAUGGGUUGAUUAUUCUUUUCAGAUAUUAAUAAAGCCGCGGAAAGAAGAAAUAUGAAUAAGGCUCCCUCAAGGUCCAGCCCAGCACGAAGAGAGCCCUUGCCCUAUGGCGAGAGAGAUGCCAGGCGCGACCGCUCUCCGAACCGGGGCAGUCCACGGAGAGAAACUAGAGAUGGCCGGAAUGGCAGAGAUUCCAGGGAUCCCCGGGACCUUCGGGUUAGAGAUGCGAGGGCCCCCCGAGACCACAGGGAUCCCAGAGACUUCCGAGACCACAGAGACCUGAGGGAUCCCCGGGAGCCACUCUACGAGCGCUACAAGGACACCCGAGAGCCUCCCUACAGGCGAGAGGAGGGCUAUGACCGCUACGGGCGCCCCGAUGACUAUUACCGGAGGCGGGAUGACUCCUACGAACGCUACCGAGAGCCCGUGGACAGGCCCCCCUUGAGUACUGAAGAGCGCAUGAAGCGUGAGGAGCGGCGCCGGGAAGAGCUGUACCGCCAGUUCUUUGAGGACAUCAAGAGGCGCAUUGAUACGGAGCGGCCUGUCGACUGCUCAGUGAUCGUGGUCAACAAGCAGACCAAGGAGUAUGCCGAGUCGGUGGGGCGGAAGGUACGUGACCUCGGCAUGAUGGUGGACCUGAUCUUCCUCAAUUCGGAGAUGUCUUUGCAGCAAGCGCUGGAUGACGUGAGCCAAGGGGGCUCUGCCUUUGCCAUUGUCAUCACCCAGCAGCAUCAAGUUCACCACUCCUGCACCGUCAACAUCAUGUUUGGCACCCCACAAGAGCACCGUAACAUGCCACAGGCCGAUGCCAUGGUGCUGGUGGCCAAGAACUACGAGCGCUACAAGUCGGAGGUCCGGGAGAAGGAGCGUGAGGAGAUUGCAAGGCAGGCUGCCAAGAUGGCUGAUGAAACCAUUCUCCAGGAGCGGGAGCGCCCCUCCCCGGUUGAGGAGGGGAGCCUCCGAGGGGGCCACCCUCAGGCCAUCCAGGCGCUCCUGAACUUGCUGGCAGACAAUCGCUACUUGACCGCCGAAGAGACGGACAAGAUCAUCAACUACCUGAGGGAGCGCAAGGAGCAGCAGCUGCGGACCAGUGCCGACGCUCUUCCUGCUUCCCUUCCCAGGCAGCCCCUCGGAGCAUCAUCAGGGUCCUCGUUGUCCAGCCUUCCCAGCUCCCAGGCGCACCAGAGCAGCCAGGCUCUGCCGUCGUCUGGCUCAGCCACAGCGGCUUCCAACCCCCAGCAGGAGCUGCAGGCCAAGAUCCUCAGCCUUUUCAACAGCGGAGCGGCGGCUGCCGCGGUCGCAGCUGUCACCAACAGCGGUUCAGCCGUGGGAACGUCUCAGAACCCCGGCUUUGGCACAGGACCCAGCGGCACGCAGAGCCGCACUGCCGGACUCCCUCAGUCCCAGCAGCGGGCCCCAGCUCAGAGCGGGCAGUUCCCAAGCCACCCUGGUUCUGGUAGGGGUGCUGGCCCAAGAGCCACAGCUCCGACGCCAUCGCAGCCACUGUACCAGAACCGCCCCUCCGCUCCGAGCAAUGCUGGUGCCUCGAGGCAAGCGUCGUCUUCUGGGAUCAACUUCGACAAUCCCAGUGUGCAGAAGGCCCUGGACACUCUGAUCCAGAGCGGCCCUGCCCUCUCGCACCUGGUGAGCCAGACGGUGGGCCAAGCCCGGGCAGCUCCUCCAGCCCAACAGCCCUUGGGCUCUUACCAGCGGCAUUACUAAGGCCAGCCCAGGGCAUCUCCCUCCCUCUGUCCUGAAGAGCCUCCACGUGCAUGUCCCUCCUCCCCCCGCCCACCCACC